CCCUGCGCGCUGCCAUGGCUCGGCGAGGGCAGCUCGGGUAGACGGCGGCGGUCGCGUGCUGCCCCACCGGGUCCCGAACUCCGGCCUGGGCUGUGCCCUCGGGCCGGGGCCGGAACAUGAGCUCCUACCUGGAAUACGUGGCGGGCGGCGGCGGCGGCGGCGGCGGCGGCGGCGGGGUGGGCGACGUGCUCGGCUUCUCCCCCAAGUUCUGCCGCUCCGACGCCCGGCCCGUGGCCCUGCAGGCCGCCUUCCCCCUGGGCAGCGGCGACGGCGCCUUCGUCAGCUGCCUGCCCCUGGCCGCGCCCUCGCCCUCGCCCCCGGCCCCCUCGGCGCAGCCGCCCGCGCCUCCCCGGGCCGCGCCCCGCUACAGCCCGGGCGUGCUCGAGGGCGCAUACGAGCCCGGCGCGGGCGCCGCACCUGCCGGGGGCGCGGACUACGGCUUCCUGGGCUCCGGGGCCGCGUACGACUUCGCGGGCGCUCUCGGGCGUCCGGCCGACGACAGCGGGGCGCACGUCCACUACGCCACCUCGGCCGUCUUCUCGGGAGGCGGCUCCUUCCUGCUCAGCGGCCAGGUGGAUUACGCGGCCUUUGGCGAGUCGGGCCCCUUCCCGGCGUGUCUCAAAGAGCCCGCGGACGGCCACCCCGGGGCCUUCCAGACCGCGUCCCCGGCCCCCGGUGCCUACCCCAAGUCCGUCUCUCCCACGUCCGGCCUCCCCGCCGCAGCCUUCAGCACAUUUGAGUGGAUGAAAGUAAAGAGGAACGCCCCUAAGAAAAGCAAACUCACAGAGUAUGGAGCCGCUAACCCUUCCACCGCGAUUCGUACGAAUUUCAGCACCAAGCAAUUGACAGAACUGGAGAAAGAGUUUCAUUUCAAUAAGUAUUUAACUCGCGCCCGACGCAUCGAGAUAGCCAACUGCUUGCAGCUGAAUGAUACCCAAGUCAAAAUCUGGUUCCAGAACCGCAGGAUGAAGCAGAAGAAAAGGGAACGAGAAGGACUGCUGGCUGCAGCCACCUCAGUGGCCUCCCUCCAACUUCCCCUCUCAGGAACGAGCCCCACCAAGUGUGGCAGGAACCCAGGCAGCCCUUCUCAGGGCCAAGAGCCUUCCUGAGGUUCAGUCUUGAGGCUGAAGAUCCUUGGUCAGCAGAAGUCAUCCCUACCCCUCUAUAGAUUAGGAGCUUGGCUUGGCAUGGAGGUGGGCAUGAGCAGAAAUUAAUAGGCAUUUCACUUGGAAAGGGACUACAGUAUCUUGGUGGACUUCUGAGUUCCAGACCGUGUGUGUACAUGCAGAUACUAAUUUGAUAUCUUUUAAAUGAUUUGUUUGCAUUUUAUUUGUCUUACCAGGGAAAAUAUGCCCCCCACCUGCCAGCCCAGCUCUGACACGUGUUGCCUAACUAAGUCAUAUGCAAUUCUUGGGUGCAGAGUGGCAGAUCAUUUAGUUGAGUUCUGUCAACCUUCUGAUGUGCACAAAAUAGCCAUUGCCCAAAUUUUCUGGUUUUAAUUUAAAGGACAGUCUACAUGUAUUCAACCUCUUGAGAUGACCAAAGUUAGUUAGGGUCUCCUUGAAGUAGUCAAGCUGCUUCAAUGAUGAUCUGUUUACACACUUGCACUCCAUUUCUGUUUUGUUUUCUUUAAAAAGCAGUUUCUACCUCUCCAUGUGCCUGAGUGAAGAUACAAUCACUAUUUAGUUAGUAGCUGAAUAAAUUCACAGGGUGGGUAAAGAUUAGAACCUGAACAACACCUUGACAUCAGUUACAAACUUGAAUGUAAAUAUACACAAUAUGUAUAUUUUUUAAAAAAUGUUUGCUUGCAAUGAACUGAUAUAUGACAUUUAAUGUCAGCAUGUAAAGGGUUGUGAGCUGUUUUGUAAUAAAAUGACAGAAUCUACUACUCUA
Molecule: messenger RNA, 1893 nt
Organism: Cavia porcellus (domestic guinea pig)
Lineage: Eukaryota; Metazoa; Chordata; Mammalia; Rodentia; Caviidae
Gene: Hoxd1
Product: homeobox D1
Exons: 2
Coding region: 117-1109 (330 amino acids)
Biological process (GO): regulation of transcription by RNA polymerase II
Cellular component (GO): nucleus
Molecular function (GO): DNA-binding transcription factor activity, RNA polymerase II-specific; RNA polymerase II cis-regulatory region sequence-specific DNA binding
Source: RefSeq, a predicted model, not a curated record